Culex pipiens pallens (northern house mosquito) is the source of this 653-nucleotide messenger RNA. RefSeq names its product protein mago nashi (gene mago). The transcript has 2 exons. Gene Ontology annotation, cellular component: catalytic step 2 spliceosome; exon-exon junction complex; nucleus. The coding region runs from base 110 to 559 and encodes 149 amino acids. NCBI's taxonomy places the organism in Eukaryota, Metazoa, Arthropoda, Insecta, Diptera, Culicidae. The record is from RefSeq and is a predicted model, not a curated record. Gene Ontology annotation, biological process: RNA splicing.
GAGCGAACUGUCAAACGCCCGAGAAAGUUUUUCUUCAUCAGCUUUGCCAAGUCGGUCACCCACAAAAACCCGGAUUUUCACAGGAUUUCACCCUCAAUUCCCCCGCACGAUGGCCUCCAGCACGGAGGACUUUUACCUGCGCUAUUACGUCGGCCACAAGGGCAAGUUCGGGCACGAGUUUCUCGAGUUUGAGUUCCGGCCGGACGGCAAGCUGCGGUACGCGAACAACUCCAACUACAAAAACGACACCAUGAUCCGGAAGGAGGCGUACGUGCACCAGUCCGUGAUGGAGGAGCUGAAGCGCGUCAUCGUCGACUCGGAGAUCAUGCAGGAGGACGACUCGCUGUGGCCGCCGCCGGAUCGCGUCGGACGGCAGGAACUGGAAAUCGUCAUCGGCGACGAGCACAUCUCUUUCACUACCUCCAAGACGGGCUCGCUGGUGGACGUCAACCAGUCGAAAGAUCCCGAAGGACUUCGUUGCUUCUACUAUCUGGUGCAGGAUCUGAAAUGUUUAGUAUUUUCCCUGAUUGGUUUGCACUUCAAGAUUAAGCCCAUCUAAGAAGGGAGCCGGUUGUCUGGACAUUUCGGACAUCAUUUACUGAACAAUAUUCAAAUCAUCAUCAACGCGUAAAAUAAAGUGUAGGUUUAUUAUA